Drosophila pseudoobscura is the source of this 2589-nucleotide messenger RNA. RefSeq names its product trichohyalin-like. The transcript has 3 exons. The record is from RefSeq and is a predicted model, not a curated record. Gene Ontology annotation, molecular function: DNA binding. Bases 15 to 2393 code for a protein of 792 amino acids. Lineage: Eukaryota; Metazoa; Arthropoda; Insecta; Diptera; Drosophilidae.
UAUAUUCCCAGAAUAUGUUGAAUAUUUGUAUUAUUCUGUUGGUUUUUUUUAAUUUGACGGAGAAUUUGACACGUGGUUCAGAUUUCCAUGAAAACCAAGAGUCGUGUUUUGUAUCAAGAGAACUGGAAGAUCAAUGCGCUUCCGUUUGUUAUCCCACCGUCAAGCCGUUGCUUAAAUACAUGGGAAUAUGCCAUCAGAAGGAUCUACAAAUAAGUGGAAUUCAGAACCAACUUCAAGACCAAAAUGAGAAGGUUACCAAAUACAAAACUCAAGUAGAAUUUCUCAAUAAAAAGUUGGUAGAUGAGCGAAGUUCUUCUGGCCUCAAGAAUGACCUAAAAGAAACCAUCGAUAAGGUGCAGAACCUCAGAUUGGAGCUCAGUGGAGAGUUGAAAAAGUUAAACAGACAGAAAAACAAUACCGUGAAGGAUCUGAACGAAGAAAUCGACAGAUUGAAGUUGCAACUGACAAGUAAGGAGCUAAAGGAGAAAAAUAUGGAAGAAAAGGUUGAAAUAUUAAAAAAGAAGAAUAGUACCUUGAAGAAUCUGCAAGAAGAAAUCGCGAAUGUGAAGAUGCAACUGAAGAGAAAGGAUGAACAAAACGAGAAAACGAUGAUAGAAAAGGAUGAAAUUAUAAAACAAAAGGAUAAAACGAUGGAAGAAAAGGAUGAACUCUUAAAACAGAAGGAGAAAAUUAUGGAAGAAAAGGAUGAACUAUUAAAAAAGAAGGAUAGUACCUUGAAGAAUCUGCAAGAAGAAAUCGCGAAUGUGAAGAUACAACUGAAGAGAAAGGAUGAACAAAACGAGAAAACGAUGAUAGAAAAGGAUGAAAUUAUAAAACAAAAGGAUAAAACGAUGGAAGAAAAGGAUGAACUCUUAAAACAGAAGGAGAAAAUUAUGGAAGAAAAAGAUGAACUAUUAAAAAAGAAGGAUAGUACCAUGAAGGAUCUGCAAGAAGGAAUCGCGAAUGUGAAGAUUCAACUGAAGAGCAAGGAUGAACUUUUAAAACAAAACGAGAAAACGAUGAUAGAAAAGGAUGAACUAUUAAAACAAAAGGAGAAAAAUAUGGAAGAAAAGGAUGAACUCUUAAAAAAGAAGGAGAAAAAUAUGGAAGAAAAAGAUGAACUAUUAAAAAAGAAGGACAAUACCUUGAAGAAUCUACAAGAAGAAAUCGCGAAUGUGAAGAUGCAACUGAAGAGAAAGGAUGAACAAAACGAGAAAACGAUGAUAGAAAAGGAUGAAAUUAUAAAACAAAAGGAGAAAACGAUGGAAGAAAAGGAUGAACUCUUAAAACAGAAGAAGAAAAUUAUGGAAGAAAAAGAUGAACUAUUAAAAAAGAAGGAUAGUACCAUGAAGGAUCUGCAAGAAGAAAUCGCAAAUGUGAAGAUUCAACUGAAGAGCAAGGAUGAACUUUUAGAACAAAACGAGAAAAAAAUUAUAGAAAAGAAUGAACUAUUAAAACAAAAGGAGAAAAAUAUGGAAGAAAUGGAUGAACUCUUAAAACAGAAGGAGAAAAUUAUGGAAGAAAAGGAUGAACUAUUAAAAAAGAAGGAUAGUACCAUGAAGGAUCUGCAAGAAGAAAUCGCGAAUGUGAAGAUUCAACUGAAGAGCAAGGAUGAAAUUUUAGAACAAAACGAGAAAACAAUGAUAGAAAAGGAUGAACUAUUAAAACAGAAGGAGAAAACGAUGGAAGACAAGGAUGAACUAUUAAAACAGAAGGAGAAAAAGAUGGAAGAAAAGGAUGAACUAUUAAAAAAGAAGGAGAAAACGAUGGAAGAAAAGGAUGAACUCUUAAAAAAGAAAGAUAGUACCUUGAAGAAUCUGCAAAAAGAAAUCGCGAAUGUGAAGAUGCAACUGACGAGCAAGGAUGAAUUAUUAGAACAAAAGGAGGAACAAAUUAAAAAAAAGGAGCAGUUUAUUAGGCAUAUUUUGGAUAAUGCAGACCCAAAAAUCAGCGAGACUCAUACAAUCGAUGUUCCUUUGGCAGAACCAGACGAAAGGGGUUGGACAAUUAUUUUGCAAGAGCUUGAGGGAUCGGCUAGUCUAGAAAAGAAGCUUGCUCAAUAUAAAGAAAAGCCGUUCAACAAUGGAAAUGAUUCAUUUUUCAUCGGCCGCAAGAAUCUGUAUUUCAUGACACAGGCCUCGCCACACGAAAUUCUUAUCCAAGUAAAAUUUGUGGAUGGCAGAAGUUCUUCGGUUCAAGACAUUCGCUUCAAAAUGGGCAACGCAGAAGAAGACUACACACUCAGGUCGGUCGAUGAUAAUUUACCAAACAGAAAGUACUCCAUUACCGAAAUAAAAGCGCUUAUGGCGAUUCAGGUUCUUAUGAAACGAAAAAUGCCAUUCAGUUCUAGGGACUGGAAGCAAUUGACCAUUAAGUUCAGAGAGAUCCAAUAAUAGAAGAAGGAACCAUUAUGCGCCCUUGAUAGAGAAGUAUUUUUAUAUAUUUAAAUACAAUUUUUGAAUUCUUCGGUAAUUGAUGAAGCUACCGUGAACUAACGUUAAAAAAAUAGUUUAAAAAAUAAAAGUUAAUGCUGGUUUUUCUGUUAUUUUCUGGUAUUUUUUUUGGUUCAAUAAAUAUGGAGAACACCAA